UUUCUUUACAACUGUUCAAGUUGAUCUGAAUUGCUAAGAUUUAUUCUCUUUUAUUUGUGUCUUUUGUUAAAACCACUUGUUAUCUACCUCUUUUCCCCCAUGCUUGUUUUUUGUUUUUUUGCUUAUUAAGUACACUGUUUCACAAGUGGUACUGCCCUGAACAAGCAAACAAGAUCCUCGUGCAUGUUAGGAUGAGGAAGUAGUCUGUUGAAUUUAUUGCUGUUACAACAAGCUCUCUUUUGAAAACCAUAGCCGGUGAGAGAAUUUAUUCUGCCCAUGAUAACAUAAUUAUUGUGCUUUUUGCAGUUCCUAAUGCGAGUGAAAGAGGGGAUCAGGAUAUCUAGCAAGACUAUCAAACAAAAGGGAAAGGUUAACGAGAAGCAGUUUUACCAACGGCAACUUGCUUUAUACAAGGAAUUCAUUGUCUCUCACAGAGAUCAGACAUGGGUUUUCAGUUCCGCGAAAUGGCCUACUCUUCAGCAAAUUAUACUAGCCAGUGUAAUCUCAGGAUUAAUCAACAACAAGGCAUCUACGACAAUGGAAGCCCGUUACCAAAUAUUUAUCGAGAGAGAGUUCUUUAUCUCCACCUCCAUGGAUAUUGUCAAAGACAAAUUUCAGGCACAGCACGGGUUAGUAUUGGCUAUGUCAUUAAAGUUGUUCAAAACUAUGAGGACAACAACAUGUGUCUUCCUCCGAUGCGAAAAUUAGCGACUCAUAAUGUUGUUACACAAGACAUUGCCGAUUACAUUGAAUCCGAGAAAUUAUUAUUUCUUUUGGUAUUUUUUUUAUUUAACAUUCUUUAAUUCCUUACAUAAUUUCAUUAAUUUACAAUAUUGUGAUUAAAAAAAUAAUAAAAUAGUUAAAUGGAUAUUUACAUUAUUAUUGUUGCUUCUUGUUCAGGGGAAAUUAAAUAGAAUAAAGAAGAUACAAAUUUGUGGGAGAACAUUUUUUGUAUCUACUGUAGUUAUUCACACUUCUUACUAUUCAAAUACAUACACUACGAACAAUUAUGAUAAUUUCUUGCAUAGUUAAUCAGAUUAUAACAUAUAUUGUGGUGAGUAGGCUGGGAUGAAUAUUGAGAUUAUUUUUUAAUAUUAUUUGAGGAGAUAAAAAAUGAUGCAAAUUUGCUGGAGAGGGCAUUUUCUCAUGUUUUCAAGAGUUUUUCUAUUUUGUAUUUUAAUAAGAGGUUGUUUACAAAUAUUCUAAGAAUUAUUGGUUUGUCUUGUAAUUUGCAACUAUAAAUAUAGUACCUCAUGAAAAGCAUCAUGUAGUUAAAUUUCUUUACUAGCUCUUUAUUAUGCGGACCCUUGUCUAGGCCAAAAAGUUUUUCUUCAAUGGAUGGGUUGAACUUUGAAUUAUUUCUUGCGUUGAACCAUUUGAUAACCUCAGUAUCGAAGGAAAUUACAAACCGACAAUCUUUGAAUGAAUGGUCAACGGAAUCUUUUUCUCCACAGUAUAAGCAGUCGUCAUCUGGUUUGAUGCCAAAACAGCAUAGCUCUUUUUUAGUAACUAUAAUGCGGUGAAUCAGCUUAAACUGAA
Orbicella faveolata is the source of this 1539-nucleotide messenger RNA. RefSeq lists its product as uncharacterized. The record is from RefSeq and is a predicted model, not a curated record. NCBI's taxonomy places the organism in Eukaryota, Metazoa, Cnidaria, Anthozoa, Scleractinia, Merulinidae.